AUGCUCUCACCCGUUCACCCUUCGGGGGUUAGAACCUCACGGUCUUUACUGUUCACUUGGGGUCUCCUGGCGAGCUACCUCCUACCGCAGGCGUUGGCUCUUCCUCUCCUGGGAGCUCGACAGGCGCAGAGCGUCUUCCCUGAAUCACCGCAGAGUGCUGUGCCUCAACAGUCACAGAGCGAAUGGCCGUACAGCGCUUCAUCUACUCAACCAGCGAGUGAUGCGCCGAGUACCGCCUUUCCCUUCGUCAUCGAUGCACUGACGGAGACCAUCUUCGUGACGGCGACACCUUCGCCUACGACAACAACUUCCGACGCAGGGCCGAUAGUGACGAUCACAUAUACGAUCGUGCCCACACCCAUACCCUCCCCCACGUCCUCACCUUCGCCAGCAUUCUCGUCGGCCCUUCCGCUCCGUGGCCCCCAGCUCAUCCCAGUUCUUUCAUCUUCAUCCUCCUCUCCUGCGUCACCCACAACGUGGAGCGUUCCUCCGCGGUACACGAACUUUGACUCCUUCUCCGUGACGCACUACGCCGGUGGUCAAUCCAACAUGGAGAUUGUGACUGCCGCGGCAUCUCCAACUGCCUCGGCUCGUUCGGUCGCCAGGAGGUCACCCGAAGACUCUGUGUCGACCUCGGCCGCAAACACCAACCAGUCUCAAGACCUUUCUAUCCUGCGGGUGCUUUACCCCGAAGGCUCGAUCAACCCCGCCAAUCGUCCGCAAGGAGGUGCCCAGUUCUACGCCAAUCCACUGGACAUCACGGAGGCACGGAGUGUCACCCUUGAGUACGACGUCUACUUUCCGGCUGACUUUGAGUUCGUGCUCGGCGGCAAGCUGCCGGGCUUGUUCGGAGGGAAGGAGUCUUGCUCGGGUGGCGACGCGGCACUGGAUUGCUUCAGCACGCGCCUAAUGUGGCGUGAGGAGGGUGCGGGCGAGCUCUACCUGUAUGCCCCGAAGGAUAAGCAGACGAAGGAGUUGUGUUCCUUACCGCCCGAGUCGGUGUGCGAGUCGUCCUAUGGACUCUCCAUCGCGCGUGGCUCAUUCAAUUGGACGCGCGGUGGCUGGACGCACGUCGCACAAACAGUCGUGUUGAACACGCCCGGCAGGCAGGAUGGCGAGUUCCGGCUUGAUGUGAACGGCGCGCCCGUCAUCAAUCGCAGAGACGUUUACUACCGCAGUGCGGGGGGCGACGCCGGGGACGAUGACGAUGCAGACGACGAUGAGGACGACGACAAGGGGCUCAUUGGCGGGCUGCUGCCGUCGUUGGGAAAGCUGCUUGGCCGCGCUAGUAGCGUCCUCCCGUUUGCUUUUGGGCCUCAGUCAAUGAUGAUGCCAAGCGUCAUGGCUCAGAGUGACGCUAGUGAAGAGGCUGGGACGUAUCAGUCUAGGCCAAAGGCUAAGGCCAAAGUCAAGGCUGCCGACGCUGACGCUGAUGCCGACGCGGAGCCUAUCGGCUUCACAGGCAUGUUUUUCAGCACAUUCUUCGGCGGACAUGACCCCGAGUGGGCAAGUCCCAAGGACCAAUAUGUACACUUCGCUUCGUUUGCCAUGCGCAUCAACGAAUGA
Molecule: messenger RNA, 1566 nt
Organism: Peniophora sp. CBMAI 1063
Lineage: Eukaryota; Fungi; Basidiomycota; Agaricomycetes; Russulales; Peniophoraceae
Source: the annotation of a GenBank genome assembly